AAAGUCAGGACAUUUAUUUUGAAACUUCUGUUUGAGUCAUCGCCACCACAAAGGCUGUUGUUUUCCUCUUUUCUGUUUUUUAACGAUUUUGUUCCCUUUUUACUAAAUUGCAAAUUUCUUCUUAACCGUUUGUGUUUGCCUUUAAACUUCAGAUCCACACCGGUAUGCAGCACCAGAUCAUCUGGCCCUGCCAGCCUUACUGCGUUCCUCUGGAUGAGAAACUGCUGCCUCAGCUCAUGAAGGAGGCGGGGUAUGCCACACACAUGGUCGGCAAGUGGCACCUGGGCAUGUACAUGAAGGACUGCCUGCCCACACGCCGUGGCUUUGACACGUACCUUGGUUACCUGACAGGUGGUGAGGAUUACUUCACUCACUUCCGCUGUUAUCAAAGCCGCUCGCUGAACCUGAGCCGCUGUGCGUUGGACCUUAGAGAUGGGGAAGACGUCGCCACAGGAUACGAAGGGGUCUAUUCCACUGAGCUGCUGAGCCAGAGGGCCAUCAGCAUCAUUGAGAGACACAACUCUCAAAAGCCACUCUUCAUGUAUGUGGCGCUGCAGGCGGUCCAUGCACCCCUGCAGGUGCCAGAGCGCUACGUGACUCCCUACAGUUUUAUCACAGACACCAAUCGCAGGCUCUACGCCGGCAUGGUGUCAGCUAUGGAUGAGGCGGUGGGCAACAUCACCCUGGCUUUACAGAAAGAGGGACUCUGGAACAACACGGUCCUUGUGUUCUCAACUGAUAAUGGAGGUCAAACGCUGUCUGGUGGCAGCAACUGGCCUCUGCGAGGGAGAAAGUGGUCACUAUGGGAAGGAGGAGUCCGAGGCGUUGGAUUCGUUGCCAGCCCGUUACUGAAACAGCCGGGUACCGUGAACCGUGAGCUCAUCCACAUCUCCGACUGGCUGCCUACACUUGUCGGCCUGGCAGGAGGAAACACCACAGGCACGAAGCCGCUGGACGGCUUCGAUGUGUGGAACGCGAUCAGCAAAGGGUUUGCCUCACCCAGACUGGAGCUGCUGCACAACAUCGACCCUCUGUAUUAUGACAUUGCUCCGUGUCCUGGCAGGCAGCGCGAGUUAACUUUGGCUCAGGUGGCCAACUCCGGCUUCAAUGUGUCCAUUCACGCAGCCAUUCGAUCUUCAAAGUGGAAGCUGCUGACUGGGUACCCAGGGUGUGACGUUUGGUUCCCCCGACCUGACGGCAACACCUCCGACUCAAGCUCCUCUGAGGUGGAUCAGCUGAAGCCUGUCAUGCUGUUUAACAUUGAAAAGGAUCCAGAAGAGAGAAAUGAGGUGUCUGCUCAGUUCCCCAAGGUAGUCGAGCAUCUCCUCUGUAGACUAGAGCACCACCAAAAAAGUGCUCAGCCCAUAAACUUUCCUGACGAUGACCCUAGAUGUGACCCAGGCCCCACUGGAGCCUGGGGGCCCUGGGCUUAGGCGGAUAUUACCGAUAUUGUAGUGUUUUGUUUACUGUGAAUUACAACAGCAGGAAUUUUCCUUUGUGGGGAAAGGUGAAGUUUUACAACAAUUUUUGUUUGUUUGUUUUUAAAAGAGAACAGCCAAUACCAAAGAAUUCAGAAAGUGAUUAACAGCAGCACCUUUACUCUGCCUUACAUAAAUCUGGUUACAGCGGAUUAGUUUAAAUGAAUCAACACCGCUAAUUGUCCCAUAGAAGCAAAGGCUGAGGAGGGUGGAUGGCAGCAAUCUUUCACUCCAGACACUUAAUUCAUUUGGAAGCCUAAUGUUUAGCCCCAACCAUCCUUGCUGGAAAACUCAAAAACCAGUUUUAUUUGUUAUCUAUCAUCCACCUGGGCCUUACUCAGAGAUUCUUAUCUGCUCUCUCAGACGUUUUAUCUUAGGCUGUAUCAGGUUAGGGCUGGAUCAAGUGACCCUGAAUCCUCUUAGUUACUCUGCAACAGGUCUAGGCUGCUGGGGGCCCCUGAUGGACUGAGUGUUUCUUUUUUCACUCACCGUGUGUUUAUAAAUCACUAGUUAUUAUUAAUCUCUGUCGAUCUUCACCAGUGAAUCUUCGUCAGAUCACGACCGGUUGAGGUAUAUAGUGCAUAGUGUUGUCUCUGAGGGGAGCUACACUAUACAUUUGCAUGUCUAGAAUCUGAGCAGGAGAAACUAAUUUCUUUCAUAUACGCAUCCUCUUUGACCUUUGACCCCUAGGUGUUUGACCUUCCACUGAAAGCAGCAUGCAGACUAGAGCAGGAAAUGCUUCCUGCUGAGAGCAGGCGGCCGCUGUCCGAAUGUGGGCCGCGACCCUUAACCUGCCCUGCAUGUUGAUUGACAGCUGAGCACAACAAACAACAAUACUGCUGCUACAGAAAAACAGAGCCGUAGACCUAUUUGUCAUUAAGGAGUCAAUGACGCUCCUGUUUUGUUUGUCACAUUUCCCAAACUUGUCACCAUAGAAACCAAAGCUGCAAUGCUGUUUGCUCUCAGCUCCUUGCUCCAUGUGACGUUUAACAUAUAUCUUGCACUGUUACCCACUCAAAUCUGUCCUUUAAAUGUGAAGGUGGUACCAGGAUAUGCCAAUACGUUUAUGCAAAGUUGUGAGGGUUUGAACUCGUGUUUCAGUUUAAAUGGUUUGUUUUGAAAUGUGCUUUUGUUACGCUAAAAGCAAAUCAGUGGAUUGAUUUUUGUUUUGUAAUUUAACAUAAGGAAAUGGAUACCUUGGCUUCCUUAAUUUAUAAUUAUUAAUAUUUUUUCCAUAAAUACCAGCACCACAAAAAGUCUGUAUGAAGUAUAUUAUCUUUAUUAACAUGUUUCCAAAUCCUGGUCGGUGCGCCUAAAUAUGUGACGUCACUUUUUUUGUAAGUAAAAAGUACUUGAAAUAAAAGAGUAUAGUGUUUUGAGAUUAAUCUUUUACUGUGUUGCACAGUAUAAAGCUGAUUGAGAGUAAAGUAUAUUUUAAAACACUGUAAAUCUCUUUUCUAUCUGUUUUAAUAGACUCAGUUUACUUCAAUAUCAUCUCUUUAAAGCACAAAACUGAUAAUAAUUCAAAAGUGUUACAUUGACUUUCUCAGCGUCUUCACUUGUCUGUGGUCCAAAGUAAGUCCUACUUAGUUAAACUGAAUUUUGAUGCUUAAUUGAUGAGUGGCCUUUGAGAUUUUUUAGGGCAAAUUUCACUAAAUUAUUUAUUAAAUAACAGUCAGCCCAGAUGGCAUGCCCAUGGCCCAUGUCCACUGCCAAUUUCUUACUUAAAUUUUUAAAACCUACUCUACAUUUUAGUUUUCUAAGUUAUUUAUUUGGUGUCUAAGUCUGUCAUGGUACCACAUGCUAAAGUAAAAUGGCAUUUGUGGCAGUUAAAUGGAGUUCAAACUGGGAUUUUGGUAACAGCAAAUACCAUAGUACCACAUGAUUAUUUUAUGUUUCUGAGAAAGUGCUUCUUACUUUGCUGAGGCUGUAAAUUUGUCACUUUGUCAGUUUACUCUACAAUCAAAACUCUGCGUUUCAGUAUGAUGGGAUAGUCUAUUUAAUUAGACGUUACUAGUGUUUGCAAUUCAUGUAAAACCAGGGCCUGUAAGUUUCUCAGCUCGGCUGCAGACCACUUUUGCACUUCUCAUGCCCCGUUUGUGGUGAAGUGCCCCUCCUGACAGGCUGCUCAGUCUUCCCCUACGUGUCAUUAUGAUCAGGGUGCCCCUGCGGUGUCACAGCUCGUCUCCUCCUCAUAGUUUUCAAAGUGGUUUUGGUGUGUCUUUCGCACUUAAUUCUGCACUUUGACUCAACACCGUGAGUGUCGAGCACAGUCUUCAGCUCUGAUGUGCCUCCGCUGUAUCAACACUGCGAUUCGCUGACUCUGAUGUCACCCCACGUUGUUGUUUUUUCAGCUGCAAUGACAAAGCUAUGUGUGGCUCCAGAGAGAUGCCCCUGAAAGAUAUGACAGGGUAAAGAUAUGAUAUCCCAGUGUUAGGCUCAGAUGUUUUUCCAGUGAGCACAUGUGGGACGCACACAAAAAAACAGGCUGCCACCCUUGAUUCCUUUCUGGUAUGCUCACAAGAUGAGACUGAAGGUCUCACAGUCAAGUGGGACGAGAAUUCCAAACAAGAUUGUCUGUCUGUGCCGCCAGCCUGUGAAAACAGAUUAAAAUCAUACUGACCAGUGCAGUCAGGAAUGUGUUGAACCUUGAGCCUUGAAGAGGGGAAACCCAACGGCUUAUCGCACCUAAUUAAAAACGGCUAUGUAGAUAUUUUGUACCGUAUGUUGGUGAGGGUCCUAAAGGUGUUUGUGUGGGAUAUCGAUGAAAUUUUAAAAACUUUACAUAAAUAAAAUGAGCACAUUACAUCAGCAAACAGUGGACUUUGAAAAACAUCACACUUAAUGUAAUUUAUAUACACAUUAACAGCUCUGUUGGGCUUUACUUAGCAUUAGCACUGGGGCGCUCUCAGCUAAAUGCUAACACAUUGCUUUAACAAGCUAACAUUUGCUCAUUAGCUUCCUGCCAAUGAACUUUUGGGACCACAGUCUUGUUUUUUUAAAGCUAUCGGUUUACUUUUAUUAUGUGGCUUAAGAUGGUUUUGUAUUGUUCUGGUUUUAUUGUAUCUUUUCCUACCUCGGUCAACGAAAUUUACUGACAUUCAAAGAAAAACUUGCACAUUAAAAGUACGCGAUCUGUGAGAGAUGCAUCAGGUCACUGGGAGUGGUUUGACUGGAAAAAAGAGAGUGCUUAUUCCAAGGAUGAUACUCACAGGGGGACUGCUGGGGUCGUACGAGGGUGAACAGCCAGGUGAGUUGCUGAGGUGAGUAUUUCAGAAGGAACUGGUCAGCUGGAGACAGGUAAGUAGUCCUGGUAAGAGAACUGCUCUUUAGCCACACAGGGAAUACCGGGAAGCUACAGCAUCAGUUUGCAGGAACGCAGGGGCGCAAUAAAUCUCAGAGACAGGCAGAGAAGCUGAGUGCUGGAGGUGGUCCUUGCAUACUGGCUGCUGAUGAGGAUGAUUGGGUUGACAAGACUCCAACCUCGGCCGAAGCACCAGAACAAAAGCAAACCAGUGCGGGACUUUCUGAAUUGUUUGAAAGCACUUCAUAAAUAAACUUUAUUACUUGCAGUACUGUGCAGUAUUUCAUUGGUUCAAAUGGUGGCCUUUACUGCUAGAGGAGCCAAAACUUUAUCAGAAACCUUCAUGCAAUUUGUGAUAUGCUAAUUAUUGUUUAUUUUCUGUUGGAUGUUGUUCAGAUUGGAUCUAUGUAUCUACUUUAAAAAAACAUGCACAAUAUAUUCUGUAAGUCCAAGCUUUGUAGUUAUAAAAGUAAAUACCCAGGUACAGUUCAAAUAUGGGCUUAUAAUGAAUUAUAACACAGAUUAUGAGAAUGAUCCUGUUUUUAAAAGCUUAAGCUCAGCUCUCGGCUUUAAGAUUUAGCAAUACACUAUGUGCCAUUACAAAAUCAAUGCCAUUCACGCAGUUUACUUUUUUUUCUUUCUUCCUGCAUUGUCACACAGCUUAGUUUACCUUGUAUUUAUUUUGCAAAUAUGCCAGAAACAUUUUUACAUUUUCCCACCUUUUUCCCUAUGUCCUCUCUGGAAUUAGCACUUGUCGCAGUGUAUGCUAAGGAAGAACACAGUAAUUUGUGGGCUGCUAUUUAUAGAAAAAACAAAGCCUCUAAAUGUAACUUCUUAAUUGCUGCUUCUCAUACAAGAUUUUGCACUGAACAGACUGGAGACCACGUUGAGUGCGGUGCAUUUUUGCACAAACUUGUAAUUCACUUGUUUUGCCUCUGUUUAGCACUUUAGGCUACCCUUUCCUCUACAUGGUGUUAACAACAGAACCAUUCUACGAUGUAAAUCCUUUCUGUAAUUAUUCAUUAUUUAUCUCAAGUUCUAAACUUGUGCGUUCAUUGAUGAAGAGUUGGAUUCCUGGUACAAAGUCACUCAGAUCUUAGAGAAGCUAACCUUGUAGAUCAAACUAGAUAAAUUAAAUUUACAGAUUAUAAGUUAAACUAUUUCUACAGUGAAUUUUUGCACUUUCAGUCUGGCUUUCAAACCAAAGGUCAGUCAGAGUAGCAGUGAUCCCAAGAACUGAAAGGAUAACAUCAGGGCUGCUAUUAUUGUCAAUAACUGCAGUUGUUUAGCCAGAAACUCCAUGACCGAGUCAUGGGACUUCCCUUGUAUUUCCAUUUUAUUCCAGUUUCAUUUGACUGACCAAGAAGCACAAAUAGGUGGGGCACUAAAGUCCUGGCAGCAGUUGCUCCCCUCCUAGUCACAACACUCUCAAAAUAGUGCAUUCACACUUGUUCACUGUUGUGCAAAGUGCACACAAACAUACAAAACUGUUUGAAACUAUUGUUCUUCAAAUGAACUGACUGAGCAAUCUUACACUAACUCAACAUAUAAUUCUAUUGACAAUGAAAAGAAUAUAAGACUGGAGAUGCGAGAUGGUCCAUUCACAUGUCUGAAAAUAUUGCAAGUAUGGCUCUCUGCUGUGUAGCCUUCAGACUGUUGGACCUUCAGUAUGUGACCCUUCUGUAUUGAUUGAUGAUGUGUCUAAGACUCAGCUGUUAGCCUCCCAGUCAAGGUUGAGCCUCAGAUUUAGAGAGAAUGUGACGGGUAGCCACAGUAAUACUGUGUGAAUGACUUGUCGAUACAAAGUGAGUGUAAUAAACGGACAUUUUAAUUGGGAAACAGUUCACCUUUUAGAAACAUAGAAAUUUCACAUUUUUUAACCUUAACUGAGUUUUUACUUGUUUGACUUUUGCUUUUAUGUUACAAGUAAAGGUCAAUGGAGUUACUCAGAUGAGAAAAUAUGGAUAGAAACCAUAUAAACUCUGUAGCUGUAAUAGUGUCCUAUUUGUCUUACAUAGUAAGUCAUGGGAGGUCAGCUUUGGUGUUUGUUAAUUUUUUAUUAAAUCCUCAUGGAGGAGCAACUUGUAGUAACUGAAUAUGCCCUUGUUCACUUUUGACUAAAGAAUAUCACCCACCUGCUAUAUCCUUAAUAGGUGUUGAGUCCUUUGUUAUUGGCUAUUUAUUGUGUCACAUACAAAGCAAUCCCAUUCUAAAAAAAAAUACCCUGCUUUCCACCUUUUGAUUUUAAUAGGGACCAUAAUUUACACAAUGAAGAUGGUGUUGUUAUGAGACUUGCAAUUAGAACCGUAGACUCAUCUGGAAAGUGUUUCAUCAUAAAUCCAGUGAGCUGAAGGCUUGUUUUCUCUAAAGCUUUGAUUAAACUCUGUUGGGGACACAGGCAUGGACAGCUUGAAAAAAUUACAGCCAAGAAGCGAUUGCUGCUAUGCUUCUAAAAAGUCCACUGCCUGGAGCUGUUGCACAGUUGGUACAUUGUAAUGUAACAUCUCCACAGACGAGUCUCACAGUUUUAAAAAGAUUGGCAGGUAAGUCCACAUGGACCCACGCUCACUGUCUGAUGAGGACACUAUGUCGCUGAUUCCUACAGACUCACAAACACGGAAAGUAUAACUGUAGACUUAGACUACUGCUGUGAACCUUUGUAGAGCCUACAGUGUAACGCACGUAGUGGCCAAUGCCAUCGCCAGCAUUCAUGCUUGUGCAUGAUUUCCGUUACAUCCGGGUUUUGUUUUUGUUUUUUUUUGUUUUUUUCUGCGGUACUAGAAACAAAUAAAUUCCUGGGACUUUGUCCCUCCUGGAUCCCCACUGUUUGUUGUGAUCAGUUUUUCUUUUCAUACGUUCCUUCCUGUCCAUUCCAAUAGUUUCCGAAAUCUCCCUCCAGGAAUUUUUUGACAUAUGUGUGAGUCUUUAUAUUGAGGUUAUAAUUAUGAGCUGUUAUGACAUAACUAAGGCAUAGGUGUAACACAAAGGGGUAAAUCUCCUUUCAGACUCCACGAGUCUCCUCCUAUUGGUUAUUCAAGAGAAUACAGCUUUAAGGUAUUCCCAUAUUAGCUACGUUUUCAUAUACAGUUGAGGGAAGUAACUAGAUGCAAAAACCUUGAUGGAAUAACAGAUCCAAAUUAAAAGAAAAUAUCCCAAACAGAUUAUUAUCCUUAGAACUUAACAAACUAUCAUGCACAUUAGUG
This is a messenger RNA of Haplochromis burtoni (Burton's mouthbrooder), 7985 nucleotides long. It is a transcript of the gene arsb, whose product is annotated as arylsulfatase B. NCBI's taxonomy places the organism in Eukaryota, Metazoa, Chordata, Actinopteri, Cichliformes, Cichlidae. The coding region runs from base 165 to 1433 and encodes 422 amino acids. The record is from RefSeq and is a predicted model, not a curated record. The transcript is spliced from 7 exons.